AUGAGCCAAAUUACGUCGGUAUCUGAGUGCAAGAGUGUUGAGGAUGAAGUUCUUGUUGUCAUGACGGUGUGCAACGAAAAAGAGGGGCCCUCUAUGGGGGAAACUUGUAAGCCUGGAAAGAAUGAUGCUGAUGGAUGCCCGCAGCAUUUACCACAAAAUGGAUGGAAGGACACAUGGGCGUUAUUUGCAUUUCUGCUUACCGUUGGGAUGACUGUGGGGUGGGGCAUGACGCUUCCCAUUGAAGAUGAGAUAUCCCAGAUUCUCCAAGGGAUCCCCAAUUUAUUGGAUCGCCACGGACUCGGUGGCGUGAAAGCAGCAGAACUCUACUUUGGCGUUGGCGUGGGGAUUCCCUGCGCCGGGAUCAGUGCGAUGUUAUCCCUUCUGCUCUUACAGGCCCUGCCGUCUGCCGCCAUUGUACUCAGCACUUUUCUUUUUUCAGCGGUGUUGCUCAUUUCAUCGGCCGUGGCUUUCUAUAAAUCGAUUACCCCAACAGGCGUCACACUGGCGGUUCUGGGGUUGCUAUACCCCUGUUGGCUGUACUUUGUACGAAGUCGCAUUGCAUUCUCUGCCAAUCUUCUCGCCACUGCGUCGUUUUUAACACAACAGAUUCCACUCUUGUUUCUUAUUCCCGCCAUGCUGACGCUUCCCUUCCUUGGGUACAUGAUUUGGAGUCUGCUGGUUUUACACGCCACCGUAAAACGUGGACAAUACAACGAUUGUUUGUGGGCAAAUUACAUUUUUGGAUUGACGUCGAUAUUUUCCAUUUUUUGGGCCGCAAAUGUUGUUUUAGGCCUCUCACAUGUCACGACGGCGGGAGUUGUGGCGAAGUGGUACUUUGCCGGCAGUGAGAACAUGCCAGCUCAUCCAACUUGGGCAUCAUUUCAACGAGCCAUAACAACAAGUUUUGGCUCCGUCUGUCUCGGGUCUUUGUUGAGCACAUUGGUUGGUGCUUUUGGUUGGGUCUGUGGCCUCGGCAUUCAUUCCGGCAAUGAGUUCAUUGACUGCAGCAUAGCCUGCAUUCAGGAUCUCUUUGUGGAUUUCGUCAACUACUGUAAUUCUUACGCCUACGUGCAGGUUGCCAUGCAUGGUCGCGGGUACAUGACCUCUGCCAGACGUGUAUGGCGUCUCUGUCAGAAUUGCGGGUGCUCCGCAGUCUUCAAUGACGCUCUUGUGCUAACCACACUGCGUGUGAUGACUGUUUCUAUCCCCAUUCUCGCUGGCGUGGGCGUGGCCCUCUUCUCGUUUUCCGCGACUAUUGGGUCCAUUGCGUGUGUCUUGACUGUGAUUCCCCUCACGUGUAUUUUAAGUGUUGUCUCGGCCGUCGUGCGCAGCAUAUUUGUCUGCUUUGCGGAAUUACCAGAAGGGCUUGAGGCGUCCUUCCCAGAACUACACGCAGCAUUAAUGGCUACCGAUUACGGGUUUGCCUCUAUCCACAACCAAGAGAAGGAUGACACCCCAGUUUGA
Molecule: messenger RNA, 1464 nt
Organism: Trypanosoma cruzi
Lineage: Eukaryota; Euglenozoa; Kinetoplastea; Trypanosomatida; Trypanosomatidae
Exons: 1
Coding region: 1-1464 (487 amino acids)
Biological process (GO): transmembrane transport
Cellular component (GO): membrane
Molecular function (GO): transmembrane transporter activity
Source: RefSeq, a predicted model, not a curated record